Messenger RNA from Symbiodinium sp. CCMP2456, 1887 nucleotides. The record is from the annotation of a GenBank genome assembly. NCBI's taxonomy places the organism in Eukaryota, Dinophyceae, Suessiales, Symbiodiniaceae.
AUGUUCCUUUCGGCGGUGGCUGCUCUGCUCUUCAUGCCCCUCUUGGCGGCUGCAAAGAUGGCCGUGGUCCGCGUCUUCGCGACCGAUGAGGAGGUCGCGUAUCUGACGGAAUCCUACUCGGCGUGGGAGUCGAUGUUGCCAUGUGCAAACCCCAACCCGAACAGCAACGUUGACUUGAUCCUGGCUUACAGCAAGGACCUUGCCGCGGACUCCACGGCCAAGGCGGCAGUCCAGUCCUAUGAGACAGGCUUUGCGCAGAGUGAGCACUGGACCCGCUGCUUCGCGGGCAUCAAGAAUUUCUCCGCCAUGCUUGCCCCGGAGGAAGACCAAUAUGAUGAGCAAGGUUAUGCCAUGAACAAGCACUGGGUCUCAGGCCCCAACAUGAUCUUCAAGCAUGUUGUGGAAGCCAUGUUCAUUGGUGCCUUUGCCGGCGAGUACGACAGCUUCUUCUGGAUGGAAAUGGAUGCUGUUCCUGUCAUGGCGAACUGGCUGGACAAGUUUGUGGAAGAGGCUGCAGAGAUGCCUGCAAUGAACAUGGCUAUCCGUGGCAGCCCCUACUAUGGAGCCAACUGGCUCAUGUUCUCAGACAUGAUGCCUGGCUAUUUGCUGAACCACGUCAACGGCAAUGCCAUUUACAACCUCCAGCACCCCUGGACGAAGUUCCUGUUCGACACGUUCACUGCGGUGGACAAUGCUGCCUUGAUGGAGGAGAUGGCCUUCGACACGGCGUACUCGGCGAUCACCAGAGCUGCUAUGGACGGCUCCAACACCAUGCUCGCAGCUGCGUGGGCAGCUAGCAACGGCUCGGCCAUGACCUACAGCUCUGACACCAUGCUGAUCGGUAACUAUGCCAACACUUUGCUGAACAGCAGCUACGAGGUUGGGGCACACAUCCGCCACGGCUCGAGGCACAACAUUUUCGAGAGUCUGGCGGGUGACAUGGUCACGCUGGGAGUUCUAAGCAUCGAUGGGGAUAACGGGCGCAUGCUGAGCAGCAUGUCGAGCAACCACCCCUUCAAGAAGGUCCACAUGCUGACGCACUACCCAGUAACGACAUCCACCGAGACCAUCGAAGCACCAGGUGGCGACGUCACGCUGACCAUCGAGAAGGCUGAACACGGCCCGCUCAUGCACAUCUGCGAGGUGGCAGGCAAGGUGACAACUCCCUGGUUCGCAGUGGCAAGCAACCUGCACCACAUCAAUGCGCCGGUGAGUGUGCUCAUGCGCAUGGGCGAGCCUGUGAUGCCGUAUGUCCUGGCCACCUCGCCCUACUGUGCCAAUCGACCGUACUGCAAAGCCUCGUUGGAUCAAGCGGAGGAGCUUUUCGGCAUCUCCCUGAACUACCACCAUGACCCGAACGAGGUGCUUUACAAGGCGUCCGAAGUCGUGACUUUCUGUGAUGCUUGGAUGACUGCCGUUGGCAACAAGACUAUGGAGACUUGCGACAUGGUCUUCGGCCCCACAGCGGAUGACUUUGUGGCUUGGAAGCUCGCCAUGGGAAUGAACGUCACCGGCGUUCCGAGGGACAAGACACGCUACGGCUGGAGGUCUUGGACGAGCCUUUGGGCUCCGAUGCCCGUGGAUGAAAGAAAUUGCUCGACCACGGUGUAUGGCGAAGCAGAGUACAUGGAGGCACUCUCGCUUAUCUCGAAUUGCAGCCUCUAUGUGGAGAACGCCUCUGCCUGCGACGGAGACGCCAUGUGCUAUUGGAAGCCGAUGUUCGAAACCGGUGUCUGCGCCAUCGAUACGUCGGGCACGAACACGGUCGUGGAGUUCAUGGCCCCUCCAACUACCACCACUGACGAGUUUGAGCAGAUUUCUAAGACUUACGUAGGGACGACCGUUGUUGGCGUGGCUUUGGCUCUGUGCAUGGCUUUGAUGGCCUGA